AUGAAAGAGUAAGGCAGGGUAGAGCUGAAGAGAGGGAGCAGGGUCAGGUGUAGGCUUGUUUCGCUGAAAGCAAUUUCAGCGUUUCUAAGCCUGUGUUUUUUCUUACCACAUCCCUGCUAAGAAGGCAACUCUGCGAAGAUGAAAUACAUCAUAGGCAUUGGAGGUGUCACCAACGGUGGCAAAACCACCCUGACCAACAGGAUCAUCAAGGCGCUCCCCAACUGUUGCGUGGUCCACCAAGAUGACUUCUUCAAGCCACAAGAUCAAAUAGAAGUCGGGGAAGACGGCUUUAAACAAUGGGAUGUGUUGGACUCCUUGGAUAUGGAGGCAAUGGUGAGCACUGUGCGUGCAUGGAUUGAGAACCCAGUGAAGUUUGCCCGUUCCCACGGGGUGAAUGUUACGCCUGGCUCUAAAGAGCCAGCCUCCAAAGAUAUCCAUAUAUUGGUCAUUGAAGGCUUCCUGCUUUAUAAUUACAAACCACUGAUAGACCUAUUUGACAUACGCUACUACCUGGCGGUGCCAUACGAUGAAUGCAAAAGGAGGAGAAGUACACGGAACUACACCGUUCCUGAUCCACCGGGUCUCUUUGACGGACACGUCUGGCCCAUGUACUUAAAACACAGGAAAGAAAUGGAGGACUGCGGUGUUGAUGUUGUUUAUUUAGAUGGACUGAAGUCUAGAGAUGAACUUUAUAACCAAGUCUUUGAAGAUAUUCACAACAAGCUUUUAAAUUGCUUAUAGUUAUACCUUCCUUUCUUGCUUUUCAGGGUCUCAGAAGACCUGAAAGACCCGUGUACAGGAUGAUGUAAAUAGUACUUAGAAGUCAGAAUGAGCAUUUUAUUUGUGUAAACUCUUCUUAUACUGUCCUUUGGGAAGUAUCUUUUGUAUAUAAUUGAAAAAUGAAGAUAACUUAUUCAUAACUCUGUGAUGGACAGGAUUGUUUUGGUGUUUUGGUUUUUUUAUUAUUUUAUAUUCCACUGGCUUACGAAACAUAAGUUGAAAAUGUGUUUUUUAUAAUGGAACAAGUAGAGCAACUUGUAGAAACAACUGACUCUUCUGCUUAUGUGCUUCUGCAGUUAUUAAGUCUUUAUGUAAUGGCUUGUUUGUAAUGUCAUCUCUUAAAAGAAAAACAGGAAAAAAAAGACUUUGAUUUUUACUGAA
Messenger RNA from Falco peregrinus (peregrine falcon), 1161 nucleotides. It is a transcript of the gene NMRK2, whose product is annotated as nicotinamide riboside kinase 2. The transcript has 8 exons. The record is from RefSeq and is a predicted model, not a curated record. The coding region runs from base 139 to 741 and encodes 200 amino acids. Gene Ontology annotation, cellular component: cytoplasm. NCBI's taxonomy places the organism in Eukaryota, Metazoa, Chordata, Aves, Falconiformes, Falconidae.